AUGGCAGCAAAAGAGUGGCAAAAUAUUAGAAAACAAAAUGAAGUUGAUAUUGACAAAGUAAUUAUCCAAUAUCUAAACAUGCCUCUAAAUCUUCAAGGUGUUUUUUGUCCUAUGAUGCCUCAAUCACAAACUUCUACAGAUGGUAAUUCUUCACCUACAAUUGCAAUUUCUAAUACAAUUUCUACUACUCAAUUACCUGAAAAUAAUAUAGAGGAAAUUCGCUCUAAUACUAUAGCACAAAAAAAAGCGAUUGAAUCUCAAACACAAAAAAUUAAUAAAUUAAAAAGAAAUGCAAUGUAUCAGUUUAAAUAUAGAGACAAAAAACGUAAAACAUUAGAAGAACAAAAUGAAGUAGUCAGAUAUGACCAACUAGGUAGACCUUUAUUGUUAAUACAACAUCCUGAUUUGCUUUAUAAUAUUCAUGAUUCAGUUGAAUAUAGAGCAGCUGAUAUACGUAGGCGAAAGGAAGCAAUAAAAGUUAGAAUUGUAAAUCAUCUUUGCCAGAAUCUUGAAGAAAAUUACAAUAUAUAUAUGUGCAGGUCUUCUCUAAAUAAUUAUCUUUUGUCUCAGCGAUCAAAUUCAAUUACUGCAAAAGCACAUCAUCACCCUGCUUGGGUUGUUGUUGCUGGAGUUUCAUAUGAUGAAACGAAAGAACAUCAGGAUAAGCACUAUUGUCUGGCUUCUGUCAAAGGAGCAAAGCAAUUUGCUAAAACUUUUGCAAAUAUGUCAAUUAUAAUAUCUCAGGAUGAUAAAUCUAAAAUUGGUCUUGGUGUACCUGCUGUGGGUAAAACUUUUUGUACUUUGCAAUCAAUUGCUAAGCCACCAGAUAAAUCAAAUGACAAUCUUUGCUCUGGACAAUUAGCAAUAUUUGUUCGUCUUCAAUGGUCAUUAGGCACAUCAUCUGCAACACAUAUAGAAGAUCUUUCUUUUCUCGUAUCAAAUGUGCAGUAUACUGAAGCUUUAACAAUAAAUAGUAGUGCAAAACCAAUUUGA
Messenger RNA from Scutellospora calospora, 993 nucleotides. NCBI's taxonomy places the organism in Eukaryota, Fungi, Glomeromycota, Glomeromycetes, Diversisporales, Gigasporaceae. The record is from the annotation of a GenBank genome assembly.